This is a messenger RNA of Ctenocephalides felis (cat flea), 3248 nucleotides long. It is a transcript of the gene Rtel1, whose product is annotated as regulator of telomere elongation helicase 1 homolog. Gene Ontology annotation, biological process: negative regulation of DNA recombination; DNA recombination; DNA replication. Lineage: Eukaryota; Metazoa; Arthropoda; Insecta; Siphonaptera; Pulicidae. Gene Ontology annotation, molecular function: DNA polymerase binding; hydrolase activity, acting on acid anhydrides, in phosphorus-containing anhydrides; DNA binding. Gene Ontology annotation, cellular component: nucleus. The record is from RefSeq and is a predicted model, not a curated record.
GCAGGAUAUUAGCAGUUCAGUUUUAUCAUUCAAAAUGGAAUUUUAAUAGGUUAUAUAUAACAUAAUUAUCUAAAUAUUUGUUUUUAAUAUUAACUUUUUUCACUUAAUAACCAUGGUCGAGAUCAAUAUACGCGAUGUACUUGUACAUUUUCCUUUCGAGCCAUAUGAUUUGCAAAAAGUUUACAUGGAAAAAGUUAUAGAAUGUUUGCAAAAUGGUUCUAAUGGAGUUUUAGAAUCUCCUACAGGCACUGGAAAGACUCUAAGUUUGCUUUGUUCUACACUUGGUUGGUUGAUGGUGAAAAAACAACAGGCACAAAUAAAUAAAAUACAGGACCAACAUGUUUCAACAGAAAAAGGCAUGAAUAAAGUAAAAUUGCAUUCGUUGAUACGAAAUAAUGAUUCCCUUGAUCCUGCCGCAGCACUGGAUAAUGUUUCAUGGAGUGUGCCUCAUGUCAUAUAUGCUUCUAGAACUCAUUCGCAACUAAAUCAGGCUAUUCAGGAAUUGAAGCGAACGCAUUAUAAAUUUUUAAAAGCUGCUGUUAUGGGAUCUAGAGAUCAGAUGUGUAUUAAUCCAGAAGUAAUGAAAGAGGAAAGUAAUGCUAAUAAGAUUCAUAUGUGUCAGCAUAAGGUUCUUUCCCGCACUUGUUCUUUCUAUUUAAAUAUCGACAAUAAACGGGAGCAUCCAUUGGUGCAGGAAAACUCUGUCUUAGAUAUUGAAGAUCUUGUAAAGGUUGGAAAAAAAAUAAAAGCUUGUCCGUAUUAUCUAAGCAAAUCUAUGCAUCAAGCGGCUGAUAUAACUUUUAUGCCCUACAAUUAUCUACUAGAUCCCAAGGCUAGAACGGCUAACAAGAUAGAUCUAACCAAUACUGUUAUAAUAUUAGAUGAAGCUCAUAAUGUUGAGAAGACAUGUGAAGAGUCAGUAUCAAUACAAAUUAAGAAUACUGACCUCGCUGUAGCUAUUGAUGAAGUUACAAGAAUUAUGAAGCAUAUGGUUGAAACUGCUGAUUUUGAAAAUGUAGGGGAUAGUCAACCUAAAGAUUUUACAGCAGAAGAUUUAGCUGACUUGAAGGAAUAUUUACUAGCACUUGAGAAGGCAUUUCAGAAUAUUAAAGUCACAAGCGAAGAAGAAGGAUCAACUUAUCCCGGUGCCUUUAUAUUUGAUUUUCUAUCUGAAGCGAAUAUAACGAAACUGAACUAUAGGUCUGUUACUGGAAUAAUAGAUUCAUUGCUCCAAUUUUUAAAUACCUUGACAAACUCCAGCUUCUCUCACAAAGGAGAAGGUUUACAAAAAAUUGUUGAUUUGCUCCAAAUAACCUUUUCUACAUCGAACGAAGAGCAAGAAGAGCAAGUUAAAAAAUGUUUUAAGGUACAUAUAGCUAUUGAAGCUGACCAUAAUAAAGGAUAUAAAGCUGCACAAAAUAAUUGGCUUAGUGCUAAAACCAAGGAAAAGACAGCUGUGAAAGUUUUAAGUUAUUGGUGUUUCAGUCCAAGUUUUGGCAUGAAGCAGUUAGUGGAUAAAAAUGUGCAUUCUAUAAUUCUAACUAGUGGAACUCUCGCUCCGCUUAAACCAUUAUUAAUUGAGUUAGGAAUACCAGUUUCCGUUCAGUUAGAAAAUCCACAUGUGGUGAGUGCAUCUCAAAUAUGUGUUCAAAUAACCAAUGGUUCUGACAAUCAGGUGCUGAAUUCAAGCUAUGAGAAUAGAAAUAAUCCAAAAUAUAUUCAAUCGCUUGGUUGCACAAUAUUAUCUUUGUGUUCAGUUGUGCCAAAUGGCUUGCUGGUAUUUUUUCCUUCUUACCCAGUUAUGAACAAGUGCCAAGAAUCCUGGCAAUGCAGCGGACUUUGGCAACAGAUGAAUAGAAAAAAGACCAUUUUUGUUGAACCACGUAGUAAAGACGCAUUUUCCACGGUAAUGACAGAAUUUUACAACCGUAUUAAUGAUGCAACAGAAAAUGGAGCAAUAUUCAUGGCCGUAUGCAGGGGAAAGGUAUCGGAAGGUUUGGAUUUUGCUGACAUGAAUGGUAGGGCUGUUGUAAUUACUGGCCUUCCCUUUCCACCACUCAGAGACAAUAAAGUAAUACUUAAGAAAAAAUACUUGCAAGAAAACAGGACUAGUUCAAACGAGUUUCUGUCUGGAGAUGAGUGGUAUAGACUUGAGGCCAUAAGAGCCGUCAAUCAAGCUAUAGGACGAGUUAUUCGCCACAAAAAUGAUUAUGGAGCUAUAUUAUUAUGUGACACAAGAUUUCAAAAUCCUUCUCUGAGAAAUCAACUGUCUAAAUGGAUUCAAGGAUACAUCAAAUGUAAUGAUAAAUACGGCCGCGUAAUUGGAGAUCUACGCAUGUUUUUUAGAAAUGCAGAAAGAACUUUGCCCCUGCCGAGUUUAAAACCUUUGUCAAAAGAUGAUGAAAUUGUUUCCGAUUCAAAUUUAAAGACUGACAUUAUAGAUUUAACGACGAAUACCAAGCCAGCUUUUACGAAGACCAUAAAUACUGUGAUUGAUGAUUCAAAGUUGAGACCCAGUUUUAGUUUGAAAAAUAUAGAAAAAGUAAAUGAAGCUGUAAGCUGGUCUUCUAUGGCAGAAUAUAAGUAUGUACCAAAGUCAAAACUACAGACAAACCAAUCAACUAGCUUGAUAGACGGACUUGGAGAGGAGAGUAAAACUAUAGAUUUCAACGAUGUAUCCAGUGCAACAUGUAGUAUUUCAUCAGGCGACUCUGAUGAUGUCGUAAAACAACCACAUAAAAAAAGAAAAUUGAAAAUACUUCAAACGUCUUCAUAUGAUCAGAAUUGCAUAAAAGAGACUACGCUGUCAACAAUGACAGAAGGAUCAAAGUGUAAAAGCCUGAUUGCAAAACCUCUUCCAGAAAAUAGGCAUGAGUACUUAAUUUUGCUGAAAGAAAAUUUAACCCUGGAGUCUUAUAAUAAAUUUUUAAUAGCCAUAAAUGCGUAUCAGAUGGAUAAAAACUACAAUAAAUUAAUUGCUAUUCUGGAUGAAAUAUUUUCAGAAAAAAAACAAAUCCAUUAUUUACUAAAGGGACUUGUACGAUUCUUGAAGGAUCCCCAUAAAAAAAAUUUUGAACUGUAUUGUAAGAAUAACAUUGAUGUGUAAUUUAGUUUGUUACUGAAUAAUUAAUAAAAUAUUGAACGCAUAAAAAAAAAAUAAUAAUAAAUAAAUUUAAUCCCUAAAUCGCAUAAGUAAUUCACUUACCUAAUCUUGUAACCAUGCUUCCACAAACUGUACAGCAAGACUU